GCAGGAGUCUGUGAACACAACACACCCAGUUGGCAAACAGGGAGACCUAUUUGUUUUGCUGUAUGUAUAUACACUUAGCUACACCAGGUAAGCUGUGGAGUUAGAAAACUGAGACGACAUUAACAGAUGUGACUUCACUGCAAGACUUUUACUCCGAAAAAGGAGUCAUUCUGAACAAGGUUCGCAUGUUUGACAUUUGGAGGCAGUAUUGAUUGGGCGCAGAGAAAAUGGGGCAGAAACCAUCGCAACAGUCGGCUCUGGAGGACAGCAGAGAGGUUCUCCAAGUCUGUGAGGUGGUCAGUGGAGCUAUCGUGCAUGCCGCUGGGAAGCUGCAGGGGUAUCUUGGAUUUGAAGACCCUUUGAGCAAUCUAUGCCCAGCUCCAAGCACUCUGAAUGAGAUCUUCCUAAUUCACUUCGUCACUUUCUGCCGAGAAAAGGGAAUUGACAGGUGGCUCACCACCACCAAGAUGACCAAGCACCAAGCCCUGCUGUUUGGGGCGGACUGGAUUUGGACCUUUUGGGGAUCCGAUAAGCAAAUAAGGUUUCAGUUGGCGGUGCAGACUCUGCAGAUGUCUUCUCUCACUCCCGUGGAAUCCAAGCCUUGUGAGCGCCCCAGUCCGGAGUUCUCGGCAGAGCCGUCUUCUGGGAAGAGCAGAUUUGAUAAGCUGGAAGAGUUCUGUAACUUGAUAGGGGAGGAUUGUCUGGGCCUGUUCAUCAUCUUUGGUGUGCCAGGAAAGCCUAAAGACGUCAGAGGAGUUGUCCUGGACAGUGUCAAAAGUGAAACAGCGAGGGGCCAUCUGCCAGGAGGGAAGGCUGUGGCACGAUUUGUCCUGGAAACUGAAGACUGUGUCUCCAUCAGAGAGCUGCUUGGAAACUGUCUGAGUGUAGCAGGAAGAACAUCCAAAUCUGAAAGGCCACCGAGAAGAAAGGCACUACCUCCUAGGACGGAGAAAAUGGCCGUUGACCAGGACUGGCCUAGCGUUUACCCGGUUGCCGCGCCGUUUAAGCCCUCUGUUGUGCCUCUUCCCGUUCGAAUGGGUUAUCCAGUGAAAAGAGGCGUGCCCAUGGCAAAGGAGGGGAAUCUGGAGCUUCUAAAGAUCCCCAAUUUUCUGCAUUUGACUCCUGUAGCAAUUAAAAAGCACUGUGAAGCUCUUAAAGAUUUCUGCACUGAGUGGCCUGCUGCACUAGACAGUGAUGAAAAAUGUGAGAAGCAUUUUCCCAUUGAAAUCGACACAGCUGAUUAUGUUUCAUCAGGACCAUCUGUUCGAAACCCCAGAGCACGAGCAGUAACCUUAAGGGUUAAACUUUCCAGUUUGAAUUUGGAUGAUCAUGCAAAGAAGAAACUUAUUAAACUUGUAGGAGAGCGGUACUGCAAGACCACGGAUGUGCUUACCAUCAAAACAGAUAGGUGCCCGUUAAAGAGACAGAAUUAUGAUUAUGCAAUGUAUCUGCUAACAGUUUUGUACCACGAGUCUUGGAAAACCGAGGAAUGGGAGAAACAUAAGACUGAAGCAGACAUGGAAGAGUAUGUAUGGACAAAUAGCUCGUCAGAAAAAAAUAUCCUGGAAACACUUCUCCAAAUUAAGGCUGCAGAGAAAAACCUGGAAGUAAAUAAAGAAGAGCUCCUUGGUACCAAAGAGGUUGAAGAUUACAAAAAGUCUGUUGUUAGUCUUAAGAACGAGGGGGACAAUGAAAAUACCCUUUCUCAGUACAAAGAAGCAGUGAAGAGGCUAUUAAAUCUGACGUGAAUUAUGUACAGAAAUAUGCUUGAUUUAUUAAUUUUGUGAUCUAUAUGUAAUUGUUAUCUAGUUUGAUAUAAAAUUAAAAAUGUUUACAGAAACAGUUUUAUUUCAGAGUUAAAAUUUUUUCUUUUAUACUAAUGUGCAAUGGUGAUGAUUAUUCACAAAUUUUCUUUAUAUUCUGGGGCAGUUAGACUAAUUAGAUCUCCAUGAUUGCUUCUGGUUUUAAAGGGUAUUUUAUUUCUACCAUAACAACUUCAGAAUUUAUGUGUGUAUGUGUAUACAUAUAUAAUAUAGUUAGUUUAUUUCCCUACACAUGAGCACUUAUUGGACGCUUCUGAGUUGUGAUUUGGUGGUUUGGGAAGGCAGGCCCAGAACUCUGUGUGGUGUUUUGUUUACCUGAGUGCUAGCUCCCCUGUGUGUUUUGCAGAUUCCAAUUUUGAUUAGCAACAGGUCAUUGGAAGUAGAAAGUUGGUUCCAUUACUCUAUUUUGGGGUCAAACUUUAUGGUGAUUCCAUUGUGUUGAGCACCUUAGUUUCUCUAUUUUCUUGGGCUUGUUUUUCCAAGCCCAAGUUUGCAGAAGUGGAAAUGGAGAUCAACUGGUAUUUAUCUCUUGAUUCCCCCAUUAGAGCUUCCACAGCUGAAGAAAGAGAUGAGGUGUAAAUAAAGACCUUGAGUUUUAAUGGAGUAAAUGACAAAAUGAGAACUGCCCUAAGAAACGUCCCCUUCCAUUUUGCUGUCAAUUCAGUAUAUUUAAGUAUGUCUGUAAGUCAUUUCUUACUACUUCCAAAGUUGUCCACACGGGAUUAAUUUAAAAACAAAACAAAGGAAUUGUUGAGUUUAUUUGCCUAAGACUUACUUUGCCUGACAGAAUUCGAGAACAAAAGGAAAGCCAAAAGGAAUGUCAAAAGAACUGCCCAAAAGAUUUGUGUAAAUCAAAGGUAUGAUUUGGUAUUAGCAAGCCCAAGAGGCGGUAGUUGAAAAAGACAACAAUAGGACUUUGAACAUGAAAGGAGGGAGGUAUGUUGUAUUUCACUGGAUGAAAAUAGUGAAUGAAUAGCAAAGUAAACAAAGCAUUUUUAGGUCAGGGCUAAGGCAUCCAUACGUGUAUUGAAUGAAAUGUUACUGUUUUCAGAAACUCAGAAUUCAGGAAAACUCUGCGGCAGCAACAGGACUGAAGGAGGAAACACCUGGAGGGAACAUGUGAACAGUGGUAAAUCAGGCUCCUGGGCCCUGAAGUGAUAAUACCGUGCAGGCACAAGCAGGGGAGUGUAUAAUAAAGAAUUUGACCUUUCCCAAAGGUCUGGCCUCUUCUUCAGCUUCUGGGAGGCAAUCUGCGUCAUACCUCAUAGAUGUGUCUUUGUUUAGGGCUGAGCCGCUCACAAUGGAUUUCAGGGUGGGGCUGGCCACACCUGAUAAUUUCAGGCAUGCCAGAAAACCAGCCAUGUGAUUUCGGUGGGGGCUUUGAGUCAUCUGGUAAAUCUGAGAUCAACUACCAGGUAAUUAGUCAAUCAUAUCUAUGUAAUGGAGCCUCAAUAAAAACUUUAAACACUGAGGCUCAGGCAAACUCCCCUACUUGGCAAUACUCUGGGUAUGUCGUUAGACACGAACUGGGAGAGUAAUCCGUCCUGCCUCUGGGGGUGGCAGAGUUCACCUGCAGCUAUGCGUUUUGAACCUUCCUGGACUUCAUCUUAGGCGCUUCUUCCCUUGACUGAUUGUAAUGGGUAUACUUUGCCCGUAAUAAACCACAACUGUGAGUGUAACC
Phyllostomus discolor (pale spear-nosed bat) is the source of this 3504-nucleotide messenger RNA. Its product is annotated as 28S ribosomal protein S35, mitochondrial. NCBI's taxonomy places the organism in Eukaryota, Metazoa, Chordata, Mammalia, Chiroptera, Phyllostomidae. Gene Ontology annotation, molecular function: structural constituent of ribosome. Bases 228 to 1748 code for a protein of 506 amino acids. The transcript has 8 exons. The record is from RefSeq and is a predicted model, not a curated record. Gene Ontology annotation, biological process: receptor recycling; mitochondrial translation. Gene Ontology annotation, cellular component: mitochondrial small ribosomal subunit.